Molecule: messenger RNA, 3681 nt
Organism: Owenia fusiformis
Lineage: Eukaryota; Metazoa; Annelida; Polychaeta; Sabellida; Oweniidae
Source: the annotation of a GenBank genome assembly
UUCUAACGAGUAGCAGAAAAACUUUAGAAGUCUGCUAAAAGUUGUCCAGAACAAUUUUUAUAAAGUUUCAAUAAAUUCGUCAAUAAAACCGAAACGGAAUGUAAAAAUUAAACAACAACGGGAUACACAAUGAGUCAAGAAAGUGAAAAACGGACGAUGGCCGAGGAGAACUCACCAUAUCGGUGUGUUAGAUUAGUUUUAGUAAUCUUGACAAUUUUGACACUUGCUGGAUUUGCAACAUGGAGUGUGAUUUCAUAUACCCAGAAACUUGUACAUUUACAAACGAGGUUAGAACGACUGGAAUUAAAUUACCAAGAAAGGGAAGUUAACUUAGAAAAAUAUAUAAACACACAGAUUGACAUAAAACUGAAAGAAAAAUUAGAGAGUCAAGAAGUAAAGAACAGAAUUAAGAGACAAGCUGAUUGUAACUGUCCACCAGGUCCCCCUGGUUUGAAGGGAGAUGAGGGACGUAGGGGUAAAAAAGGUGACCAUGGUGAUCAAGGAUCACAGGGAAUUAUGGGGCCACCUGGCAGGAAUGGUUUUCCGGGUCCUAUUGGACUUGAUGGGCAGAAAGGCGACCAGGGAGCCCCUGGUAUAAAAGGAGAUACUGGAAAAACAGGACGUAUAGGAGAGAAGGGAAGUAAAGGUGACCCAGGCCUGCCAGGAUUUGAUGGUGUGCCAGGACCAAAGGGUGAAAGGGGCCCAACAGGAAUACCAGGAACUUUACCUGGGAAUGAGAAUGACUGGAUACAAAAAGUGCAGGAAAUUAGGGGAGACCCAGGACCUCCUGGUCGUGCUGGUCCCCCAGGUCCUCCAGGUGGUGCAGGUCUGCCAGGCUAUGAUGGAGCAGCAGGACCUCCUGGUGAAACAGGUCCAAUUGGUCCACCAGGACAAACGGGAAAACCAGGGAAACCAGGAAUUCAAGGACCACCCGGAGAGCCAGGUGAAUGCAAAGAUGGUGAACCUGGACCCACUUAUCCUCGUACAAUUGACAGAGGACCCUCAAAUAAAAGUAAACGAGCGAAGCAAUGUACCUACAAAGUUGUGCGUUUCAAGAGACCAAGCCGAACACGCAAACGCAAGGUCCGUCAUCUCAAAAACCAUCACCACAAAAAUGCAAAACUUGAAAAGAAUGCAUUUGAAAAACUAUUCGGCCAUACUUACAAAAUUCAAGAUGUGAAUUUUGAUGAUGAUUUUAAAGAUCAGGGUGAGAUUGGAUUGCCUGGACCCGUUGGGGUAGGAAAGAAAGGGGAUAGAGGAAGAAGAGGAAAGAAGGGUGAAGCAGGAAAUGGAGGAAAUGGCAUGGGAGGUGGUGAUGGCGGCAGUGGAGACGGGAUUCCAGGCCCUCCAGGGCCUCCUGGUUUAAUGGGUCCAAUGGGCCUUCAAGGCCCUCCUGGCAUAAAGGGGGAUAGUGGUGCAAUAGGGCCAAAAGGAGAGCCUGGUUCUCUAGGCCACAGGGGGGAAUCUGGCCCUAUGGGCUUACCUGGAGCCAUGGGAGUACCAGGUCUGAAAGGUGAAGAGGGUAAGACUGGAGGACCAGGAGCAUCAGGACCACCAGGGCCUCCUGGACCUAAAGGGGAGAUAGGUGUUGGUGAGAAGGGAGACAAGGGAGACACAGGGGUGCCAGGACCAAGGGGGCCAGAAGGUGCCAGUGGCAGUUCAGGAUUACCGGGUCCCAGAGGGAAGAGGGGCAAGAAGGGGGUGAAAGGAACAAAAGGAACACAGGGAGCCCCUGGACUGGAUGCUCCAUGUCCCAUUGGUCCAAAUGGUUUGCCUAUCCCUGAAUGUGGGGUCGCCAGUUAUAUUCCAAAAUCUUGCCUCGACAACCAGGGCAAUAUAAUCCCAGGAUGCAUGGGACACAAUCAAAUACCAUAACAACAACAAAUUAGUGAUUUGCGACACUUUGUGCAUGUACACAAGUAAACUCCAGCAACAGUAACUAUAGCAACAAUUAGAUGUACAUAUUCUUGUAUCAGAGAAAGCUGUAAUAUAAGAGAGAACACAGAUGAAUAAAGAAUAUGAAGAUUAUAAUAGUGAAUGAGACUACACAGAUAAAUAAAAACAUACAAAUAACAUUUUGCCCAAAAAGAUAUACUUAUUGUGAAGAAAUAAUUUGAAAAAUAGUGUCGCUCAAAAGAGAGACUUGAGAGAGACAUGUGGUACUGGAGGCAAAGAAAUAUGAAAGUCUUGAAAUGGAGACAAUACAGAUGAAUAAAAAGUCUGAAAAUUAAAAGUAUCUAACCAAAAUUGAAGAGUUUGGUUAAUUAUGCAAAUGAGGAAAUGCAAUAUAGAAACGAUGUAAACUGCAUGUACACUUAUCACCAAAUAUGGGCAUAUCAGUUUUUUUAAAUUAACUGCCAAAAACUCGAGAUAUAUUCAACUUAACAUUUUGUUAGGUGACACUUGUUUGUGAUCUUGUGUUUUUAAUCUUUUAUGAUUUGAUGUUUGCAGAAAAAGUUAACAUCAAAUCAUGGUAGUAAUCGGAGAGAAAUAUGUCUGUUUUCGAAAUGUAAGCCAAUUUAAAACAUUAUUGUUAAGUUGUUUAUUGCAUUAUUGUGUUGUUGGCAGAAAAUAUAAGAGAUAAAUUAUAGUUGCAUUAGAAAAACAUGUUCACUAUCUUGAAAAACAGGGCCACUCUGACAUUAUAAUGUAAAUUAUUAGAGGCAAAGGGUUCUUGAACUUUAUGUAGAACAGAUCAUCUUUACCACAUAAUUGCACAUUUGCAUGUAGAUUUACAUCAACAAAUUGUAAAUAUUAUGAGAUUAUGUACAUAUUCUUUAUGUACAAUAUAUGUAGAUUAUUAGAUCAAUGUACAAAUGCUUUCAAAGGGUGGUCAGAAUUGUUUAUGUUUUAAGUAUUUUUAUCAUGAGGUCUCUGGUGCCCUUCACCCCUCUGUUUUUUCCCUAUUGGGAGGGGGAGGGUGGUGUAGGGGGUGACACAGAUUUGAUGCUGGACUAGCUUCUGUACAUACUGCAGCAAUAUACAUACAGUACAUAUUAUUUUAAAGUAAACAAUUUUUAGGAUAUUUAUAUCCAAUUUUUAAAGCUUUGUAUAUGUAUUUCUUGCAAAAUAUCAACCCACUUUUAGUACAUAUACAUAUUGUUUUCAGUCCUUUUAUUCAGGACAGAUAGCUUCAUAAUGUAUUGUUGUUGUUCAAAAAGUGAAAAAAAUAUGUUUACUAUUGAGAAUAGAUGCUGUUUACGUGGAGUUUUGCAGUGAACAACUAGACAGAUCCUGAUAUCAACUGACAUCCAGCAUAUUGUAUUACAAGGACUAAGCAAAUAUUCUUAACAAUACCUUAAAUCAACUGUCAUUAAUGUUUACCUAUAUGAGGGUUUAAGUCCAAGGACAAUUAAAUUUCUGCCUCUGUGGGGUAACCUUAGAAAUUGGUUUAAUUUGGGUGAAUCGUUUUUUAAGUCUAAUGUCUAGUUAUUAAGUUGAGUUCAAGGGAAACAAGACAAUAGCAUAUAUCACAGUUUAACUUAUGUUUAAAAGGAGAUGAACAUGAUACCUUUGUCUGGCACCUCCCCCCACCACACUAUAUAUCUCGUCUGUGUUAGAGAGAGGUGGUCUGAGUAACUUGAGGCAACAUUUACAAAAAUCAAGCAUUAUAAUAUGGAAUAAAUACAUUCAUAUUUUAGAUAUUUUUCCAUACAAUAUUCCACUGGAGUCCCUUGCUUU